This is a messenger RNA of Suillus clintonianus, 1118 nucleotides long. RefSeq names its product Pkinase-domain-containing protein. NCBI's taxonomy places the organism in Eukaryota, Fungi, Basidiomycota, Agaricomycetes, Boletales, Suillaceae. Gene Ontology annotation, cellular component: protein kinase CK2 complex; nucleus; cytosol. Gene Ontology annotation, biological process: DNA damage response; protein phosphorylation; regulation of transcription by RNA polymerase I. The coding region runs from base 1 to 1050 and encodes 349 amino acids. Gene Ontology annotation, molecular function: ATP binding; protein serine/threonine kinase activity. The record is from RefSeq and is a predicted model, not a curated record. The transcript has 8 exons.
AUGGUGCGACCUCCAACAAAAUCUGUAGCACGGAUCUAUCGAGAUGUCAACGCCAAUUUCGGUCCUGCAUGGCAUGAAUAUGAUAACCUUCAAGUACAGUGGGGAACGCAGGAUCACUACGAGAUAGUGCGCAAAGUUGGCAGAGGAAAAUAUUCAGAAGUUUUUGAAGGUGUCAAUGUAGUUAAUGAUGAGAAGUGCAUCAUCAAAGUGCUCAAGCCCGUAAAAAAGAAGAAAAUAAAGAGAGAGAUCAAGAUCCUACAAAACCUUGCAGGUGGUCCUAACGUCGUGGCCCUCCUCGAUGUCGUCCGAGAUCCUGCUUCGAAGAUCCCCAGCCUAAUAACGGAAUACGUCGACAACGUCGAUUUCAAGGUCUUAUAUCCUCGUUUCACUGAUUACGAUGUCCGCUUUUAUAUGUUCGAGCUUCUCAAGGCACUGGACUUCUGCCACUCGAGGGGUAUAAUGCACAGGGAUGUCAAGCCUCAUAAUGUCAUGAUUGAUCAUGAACAGCGCAAACUGCGGCUGAUAGACUGGGGCUUGGCUGAAUUCUACCACCCGAAGGUUGAAUACAAUGUUCGCGUAGCUUCACGUUACUUCAAAGGACCGGAGCUGUUAGUGGACUUUCAAGAGUAUGAUUAUAGCCUGGAUAUGUGGAGCUAUGGUUGCAUGUUUGCGUCUAUGAUUUUCCGCAAAGAACCAUUUUUCCAUGGUCACGACAACUAUGACCAGCUGGUCAAAAUAGCAAAAGUUCUUGGCACGGACGAGCUCUAUGCAUACAUCGACAAGUAUGGCAUACGACUUGAUCCCCAAUACGACGAACUCCUUGGAAGGUAUCCUCGGAAGCCUUGGACUCGGUUCAUCACAUCCGAAAACCAGCGUUAUAUAUCGAAUGAAGCGAUCGACUUCUUGGAUAAGCUACUGCGGUAUGAUCACCAAGAGAGACUGACCGCUCGCGAAGCCCAAGCACACCCUUACUUCGAACCCGUACGCAACCCCGCGUCUGGCACUUCUGCUGACGGUGAGAGCGAGGACUCUGGAGCAUCGUCAACCUGAUCUAUAUUCCACUUCUCUUUAUCUCUGAUUGCGAAAGUUUUGUACUACUUCCUUUGCAUAUAAUCCUG